Ctenocephalides felis (cat flea) is the source of this 11087-nucleotide messenger RNA. RefSeq lists its product as uncharacterized. NCBI's taxonomy places the organism in Eukaryota, Metazoa, Arthropoda, Insecta, Siphonaptera, Pulicidae. The record is from RefSeq and is a predicted model, not a curated record.
GCGAACUGUUAACCAAACAAAGUGAAAUAGAACAACGCUAUUUCGUGAUAAACUUUGUAAACUUGUUUUAUGUAAUUUAACUAUUGUAAUGUGAUUCGAAUAUAUCACAGUUUUAAUUACAAUUACAUUUUUAAUUAUUUGUCACUUGGUGCUUUGUUAAAAUAUAGUGUUGAUAACAGUGAAAAGCUGAAAAGCAAGUAUAACAUGAUUACAUUUUUUAUGCCCAGUGAGAUAACCCAGCGGUAAUUAGCAUCAAGGAAUUGCAAUCUAAUAUGCACAUUAGGAUGUUACAAUGUUAUAAAUAAGAAAAGUAUAUGAAUAAAAUAAACUAAUAUAUACAAAAUCAUGGAGGAUAAUUUUCAAAAGAAAGUUGAUAUUGAUUGUUCUUCAAGUGUUCAGUUUGAAGUCAUUCCACCAGAUGUUGCAAACAUACCUCUGCCUGAGGAUGUGUCCCAAAUUCCUCUGCCAACUCCGAAUUUUGCACAAGAAUCACCUAUAACUUACAAUGCAAUCCCUAUAAUAAGCGAAGGAGACUCUACGACAAAAGUGAAAGAUGAAUUUUAUGACGUACAUAAUUCUACUAUAAAAGAUAUGAAGUUUGAAAAUGAAGUUGAUAAUUCACAAGAACUAUAUAAGGAUAAAACUGCUUGUGAUAAUCUCACUACUAGCAUGCAUGCAGAGUCAGUGGGAAAGUUUUUACAACCUGACAUAAAUGAACAAGUCUUACGUUAUCAAAAUGAAGCAUUUGCGAGAAGUGGCAAUGCAGAAACUCAUUUUAGUAACCAAUUCUUAUCAGUUAAAGAUGAAUCAAUACCAGUUCAAGAAGUGAACUUAGUUUCUGAAAGUGUUUCUACUUCGGUGGAACCCAAAAGUGAAGUUUUGAUUUCACAAGGUGAAUCUAAUGAGGAAUGUCUCACUUCUCAAGUGGAUGAUAAUGUAGCAACAGAAAGCAUUAAAACAGAAAAUGAAAGUUUUGUAUCUGAUACAAAAAUGAUUCAGUCUGAAACUGCAGCUUUUCAAGAACAAGGCAGCGAGACAAAAAAUGCAGAUGAUUUCUCCCAAGUGUCUGUGACUCUUGAUGCAGCGAUUGACAAACAAUUUAUUCAAAAUACAGAGAGCAUUACACCCGAAACAGAAACUUUGAAGCCAGAUUCUAAUACUGAUGUUGUAAAUUUAAAUGUUGAAAAUGUUUCUGGAGAAAAAAUUGAAACAGAAUCAAUGAUUACCGAAUCGUAUGCAGAAAAUACUAGCACAGAAAGAAUUUUAUCUGAAGAUGAGUCAAUGGUAACUGACUCCUAUGCAGAAAAUACAAGUUCAGAAGAAAUUCUAAUUACUGAAAGCUCUUGCCAAUCUAAAAGUUUAGGAAAUGAAUCAAUGAUAACAGAUUCUAAUGUAGAAACUAGUAAUGAAAGCAUCAUACCAGAAGUGGCAUCUUUAAAUGUUACAUCUCAAGCUGUAACUUUUCAUUCUAAUCAUGAAACUACCGGCAAUGAAGCUAUAACAACUUCUGCAGUAACAUGUAAUGAUGGAAAUAUUAAUUCCAGAUCUGAAAUCAAUUAUUAUGAAAAUGUAAUAUGCACUAAUGAAAAUGACCUGAUGAAAGCUGAAACAUUCUCAAAUGAGAUUGAUACAUCUCAAGUAGAUGGUUCUCAAGUUGAUACAAAUUCUGAAAAUAUUACUUCUGAAGUUCUAAAUGAUAGUUUUGCUUCCAAAGAUUCUGAUCCCGAAAUGUUUAAUUCAGAUACCAGUAGUGUUCAACUUAUGUUUCCAGUUACUGAAACUAAUCCAAAUUUGAUAAUGGAGAAACAUGAAGAUACCUCAGCCCAGGAAUAUUCUGAUUGUGCUGAAACAAAAAAUAGAGAGGAAGUUGAAGUACAGAACACACUUGCAGAGUAUGUAAGUGCAGUAAAUAUUAAUAAAGAAAGCCCCUCAAUCGAAGUAACAUCUCAUAAUGUAAAUAUUGUUAGUUCUGAACAAUUUGAUCAAAGUAAAAUUCAAGAGAAAAGUGAAUCGAAUCCCCAAACAAAUGAAGACUUUAUGCAGUUUGUUCCUCCUCCUAAUGAUAACACAGUGUCUAAUGAUCAGGAAAUAAAACCACAAGUUACACAAGCAGACAUCGAGUCAAUAAAUCAACAAAAUACAUCUGGAUUUAACGAAAGUGGUUCUGAGAGGUUACAAAUAAGUGAUGAUAAUAUUGAAUUUGUUGUUGAUAGCAAAGAAACCCCGAUUUCCAAAACAAAUUUAGUUGAUUACAUUCAAACACAUGAUCCAACUAUUGAGGAAGAUGUAGCUACUGUUCAAUAUAUUGUAACUAAUGAUAACGAACAAAUAAUAGAGCAUGCUAAAGUCGAAUAUGAAAAUGAUAAUGGUGAAGUGAACGCACUUCCAGAAGGAGUACAGUAUGUUGUUUCUGAAGCUGCAAAUGGAGAUCCAAAUGAGCAGAGUUAUGUUCAGUAUGUAGUUGCUGAUAAUACAGAUGAUAAAAUGACUCAUUUUCAUGCAGUUGCUGAAGGUGAAAGUGGGAAUCAUCCUGAAUAUAUACAAUAUGUUGUUUCUGAAGGUUCAAAUCAAGAAAACAUGGUACAGUAUGUUGUAACUAGUGCUGGAAAUGACAAAGACAUUCCACAUCAUGUGAAUUCUGAAAAUUUUGUUAGUUACAUUGUUUCAGAUACUGCUAAUGAAAAAGAUGUAUCAAGAGAUGAAACCUCAGACCAGGCUGCUAUCACUUAUGAAGUGAUUGAUGAAAGUUCACAAGAGCCAACUGCAGUUGUCAUAGAAGAAAUGGAAGUUGAAAAUAAUACUAAUGAUCAAAAUGAAGAUAUUGAAAUUUAUGUUAUUGAAGAUGACAAUAUGCAGGUUAUAGAAGUGCAUGUAGAAAAUCCUAAUAUGAAAAACUCUGAUAACACAUCAGAAGAUAAAUGCAAAACAGAAUCUAAUAACCGAAAACGAGCGCCCACAGGCAAUUAUAUUGAAGUAGUUGAUGCCAAGGGUGAUACAACUGCAAAGUUGCCUUGUCAUGUUCUUGGUAGAAACUUAAAAAAUCCAGAAGCUGAUGUUUUAAGUAAUGGCAGAAACCCUCCGAAGGUUAGACCUGGUGUAAAAGUGCCACCUUUAAGUUUGACAAGUUGUAUUGUAUCACAGGAAGAAAUAAGCGAAGAAAUUGAUAAGAAAUUAAAAGCCGAAGUACCAGUUUAUGAUAAACCCAAAGUUGGUGAUAUUUUAUUCAAGCAUAAAAUAACUAAGAGAUUAGCUGAAAAACUUUGUACAAAUCCAGGAAAUGUACAGAAUCUUCCAAAUAAUCCUAAACCUAAUCAAAAUCUAACAAAAGCUUCACCAAAUACUCGACUGGCUAAAAAGAAUUUGUUGUCAAAAACAAAACCCAAAUUAGACAAUGCCGAUCUUUUAGCUAUUUUAGAAGGCGAUGAGGAUCCAGAUUGGUCAGAAUUGAAACCUGUGGAAACAGAUCAAGCUCCUCCUAUUUUGCAAGCAAUUGAGAAAAGUAUCAUAUCUGGACAUAGUGGUAGAAGCCCGCCUCCGGUUUUAGAAGCCCAGGCAAGAAGUAAUACUUCGAGAGCAUUUUUAAAACUAGAUUCUGAAGAAAAACGACGCUUGGCACAACAUCAAUUAUUGAAUUUGCCAAAUGUUCCUAACAUAUGCUCAAGCAGGCCACGUGGUAGGCCUAAAUUAACAGAUUACAAUCCACUUAAACAUACGCUUUUGAAGAAUGCUGGUAUGGCAGUGUAUACAACUCCUCGAUCAAAAGAUCCUCCAAAAACAUAUAGUAACAGAAAAGCUAAUGAUAUUAUUAAAACACUAGUUUCUGAUUGGGAUGAGGAAUCCAAAGAUGAUAGUCAAAAAGGAUCAACAACAACAGCAAAAGAUCAAUCAUCAACAACAAAUUUGACAAAUCCCACGGAAAGCACUAAAAAGCAAGUGGAACCAAAUGAAACAACCAAAACAAAGUCGCAUCCUACUGAGGAGAAAUCAGUGAACAAAGUAGGUACAACUGCGGCCACUAGUUCUAAUGUGAAAACUACAUCAACAGCUAUCACAAAACCUAUCCCAAAUACUACUGCUAAAUCACCAUCUGUAAAAUCUACAACUGCUAUGGCAAAAUCUACUCCAACACAAACAAAAGCAGCACCAACAGUUGCAACGAAAACAUCAGCAUCUACAUCAAAAUCUUCAUCAUCUGCAAACCCUUCAGGUACAACUGUUACAAGACCUUCCGAAACAACCACAGCAAAAUCUAAUCCGCCUGUUACAGUAAAACGUAAAAAUUCACCAUCAACAAAUAGUCCACAGCUGGGAAUAGUACCUAAUAAAAUAGCUAGAGUCAUAAAGAAAAAAAUUAUUUGGGAUCCAGAUAAUCCAAUGACAUCUGCAAGUUUAUCACCAUCCUUAAAAAGUGUUAAGCGAGACCCUCAAAAAAGUUCUUCUGAGAGUUCUCCAAACAAUGUGAAAAAAGCAGCAGACAUUGCUGUUAAGAAAACAGUUAUGAACUCAAUUGGAACUAAGAAACAAGUUGAGAAACCAUCAACAGAAGUGGAAGUUAAGACAGAAGAUGCGCAAGAAGUUCAAAUGCAGGAAGCUCAGACUCCAGCUAAUGCAGUCGGCAGAAGAUCUAGAUUGAUUCGAAAAGUUCCUCAUAAACCUAUUAACCCCAAUAGAAGCCUUGUUCCUAAAUCUACUAGUCCCAGUCCAACUAUACCGAAGAAGAAAAAACUUACUGAAAUAGACAGACUGCUAAGUGAUGAGGGAGCUGUUAAUAUGAUAUAUUCUGUAGAGCGCAGAAAUAAUAACUGAAGUUCCGAAAUUGUUACCAAACCAAAUAAGCGCUUAUUGAUAUCUCUUGAAAAAGAACGCAGGAAUUUACUUUCUAAAGCUAAUAUCAUCAAACAAGCUGUUCUCAGACAUAGUUCGACUGCUGUAGCAUCGAAUCGAAACAAGAAACCCUUGCGAUUUAAAAAAUCUGCAGUUGGUAAGAGGAAAGUGGUUUCAAUGAAGAAAAGGAGUGAUCAGACACGAAACUCAACGCAAUCCUCUUUGGUAGAGGAAAAUGCUGAAUUUUCAUUUACAUCAGUAAAUGAGUCUAGAAUUAUAAGAAGGCAUUCUUCAAGCUCUUUUUCCAGUACAUGCACGAGUCCCAGGAGACUUAGUGUUGAUGGUAAAACUGGACCAAACGCAGAAGAAAAACUAAUUGAAGUUACUGCAGAGUCAGAAUUAUCAAAACCUUUGAAAAAGCGCCAAAAAGGUGGUGUUCCAAUUUACUCGAGACCUGCAGAAAGCGAAAAAUCCUACAAAGGUAAAACUAAAAGUACAAAUCCUGAACAAGUCGCAAAUAUCACAGAAGAAACAAAAACUACUACUAGUCCUAAAGAGGAAGAAAAAGUCGGUAAAACCAUGAGUACCAGGUCUAACAAAAAAGUUAUCAGUGAUUCGAAUCUUGAUGAAAAUAAAUCGCAGGAAGACCCGCCUGAUCGCGUUUCGGAAGUUGCAGACGCCACUGAGAAACCUGCAGUCACGGAGGAUGAUGCCAGUUUAAAAGAUGAAGCUGUUAAAAAUGCCGCUAUAUCUAAAAAGCUUAGAAAAACUUCUGCAAUUGAGAGUGAGAAAACUCAAGUUUCCAAAGAACAGAAGACUUACGAAGAAAUUAGCAUUCGUAAACAUGAAACGCUAGUUCAAAUUAUUUUAACACCAACUUCGACCAAAUUCAAAAAUUCAUUGAGUAAUCAGGUUGUUCAAGAAUUGUGUGAAGUUUUGAAAGAAUUAUCAAAAGACUCAUCAUGUCAUGUGGUACUCAUAACUUCUUCAGGCAGUAUUUUUUGCCAAGGAUUGGAUUACUCAAAAUUAUUACAGACUUCAUUGGAAAAGCGUCAGCAAGUGGUUCAAGAAACUGUGCAUGGUGUUGUAGAAUUACUUCGAGUUCUUGCAACCUUUCCUAAAAUUUUAGUUGCUGGAGUGCAUGGGGCAGCAAUUGGAUUUGGUGUUACAAUUUUACCCCUAUUUGAUUUAGUUUUAGCUAGCGAUAAAGCAACCUUUAGUGUUCCUGCUACAAAAUAUGGAUACAUACCAGAGGGAAAUCAUCAUUUGCGAGAAGUGGCAAUGCAGAAACCAUCUUUUAGUAACCAAUUCUUAUCAGUUAAAGAUGAAUCAAUACCAGUUCAAGAAGUGAACUUAGUUUCUGAAAGUGUUUCUACUUCGGUGGAACCCAAAUCUGAAACUGCAGCUUUUCAAGAACAAGGCAGCGAGACAAAAAAUGCAGAUGAUUUCUCCCCAAGUGUCUGUGACUCUGAUGCAGCGAUUGACAAAACAAUUUAUCCAAAAUACAGAGAGCAUUCAACACCCGAAACAGAAACUUUGAAGCCAGAAUUGGCACCUUUAAAUGUUACAUCUCAAGCUGUAACUUUUCAUUCUAAUCAUGAAACUACCAGCAAUGAAGCCAUAACAACUUCUCCAGUACAAUGUAAUGAUGGAAAUAUUAAUUCCAGAUCUGAAAUCAAUUAUUAUGAUAAUGUAAUAUGCACUGAUGAAAAUGACCUGAUGAAAGCUGAAACAUUCUCAAAUGAGAUUGAUACAUCUCAAGUAGAUGUUACUGAAACUAAUCCAAAUUUGAUAAUGGAAAAACAUGAAGAUACCUCAGCCCAGGAAUAUUCUGAUUGUGCUGAAACAAAAAAUAGAGAGGAAGUUGAAGUACAGAACACGCUUGCAGAAGAAGUUCUUCCAGAAGGAGUACAGUAUGUUGUUUCUGAAGCUGCAAAUGGAGAUCCAAAUGAGCAGAGUUAUGUUCAGUAUGUAGUUGCCGAUAAUACAGAUGAUAAAUUGACUCAUUUUCACACAGUUGCUGAAGGUGAAAGUGGGAAUCAUCCUGAAUAUAUACAAUAUGUUGUUUCUGAAGGUUCAAAUCAAGAAAACAUGGUACAGUAUGUUGUAACUAGUGCUGGAAAUGACAAGGACAUUCCACAUCAUGUGAAUUCUGAAAAUUUUGUUAGUUACAUUGUUUCGGAUACUGCUAAUGAAAAAGAUGUAUCAAGAGAUGAAACCUCAGACCAGGCUGGUAUCACUUAUGAAGUGAUUGAUGAAAGUUCACAAGAGCCAACUGCAGUUGUCAUAGAAGAAAUGGAAGUUGAAAAUAAUACUAAUGAUCAAAAUGAAGAUAUUGAAAUUUAUGUUAUUGAAGAUGACAAUAUGCAGGUUAUAGAAGUGCAUGUAGAAAAUCCUAAUAUGAAAAACUCUGAUAACACAUCAGAAGAUAAAUGCAAAACAGAAUCUAAUAACCGAAAACGAGCGCCCACUGGCAAUUAUAUUGAAGUAGUUGAUGCCAAGGGUGAUACAACUGCAAAGUUGCCUUGUCAUGUUCUUGGUAGAAACUUAAAAAAUCCAGAAGCUGAUGUUUUAAGUAAUGGCAGAAACCCUCCGAAGGUUAGACCUGGUGUAAAAGUGCCACCUUUAAGUUUGACAAGCUGUAUUGUAUCAUCAGAAGAAAUAAGUGAAGAAAUUGAUAAGAAAUUAAAAGCCGAAGUACCAGUUUAUGAUAAACCCAAAGUUGGUGAUAUUUUAUUCAAGCAUAAGAUAACUAAGAGAUUAGCUGAAAAGCUUUGUACAAAUCCAGGAAAUGUACAGAAUCCUCCAAAUAAUCCUAAAUCUAAUCAAAAUCUAACAAAAGCUUCACCAAAUACUCGAUUGGCUAAAAAGAAUUUGUUGUCAAAAACAAAACCCAAAUUAGACAAUGCCGAUCUUUUAGCUAUUUUAGAAGGCGAUGAGGAUCCAGAUUGGUCAGAAUUGAAACCUGUGGAAACAGAUCAAGCUCCUCCUAUUUUGCAAGCAAUUGAGAAAAGUAUCAUAUCUGGACAUAGUGGUAGAAGCCCGCCCCCGGUUUUAGAAGCCCAGGCAAGAAGUAAUACUUCGAGAGCAUUUUUAAAACUAGAUUCUGAAGAAAAACGACGCUUGGCGCAACAUCAACUAUUGAAUUUGCCAAAUGUUCCUAACAUAUGCUCAAGCAGGCCACGUGGUAGGCCUAAAUUAACAGAUUACAAUCCACUUAAACAUACGCUUUUGAAGAAUGCUGGUAUGGCAGUGUAUACAACUCCUCGAUCAAAAGAUCCUCCAAAAACAUAUAGUAACAGAAAAGCUAAUGAUAUUAUUAAAACACUAGUUUCUGAUUGGGAUGAGGAAUCCAAAGAUAGUCAAAAAGAAUCAACAACAACAACAAAAGAUCAAUCAUCAACAACAAAUUUGACAAAGCCCACGGAAAGUACUAAAAUGCAAUUGGAACCAAAUGAAACAACCAAAACAAAGUCGCAACCUACUGAGGAGAAAACAGUGAACAAAAUAGGUACAACUGCGGCCACUAGUUCUAAUGUGAAAUCUACAUCAACAGCUGUCACAAAACCUAUCCCAAAUACUACUGCUAAAUCACCAUCUGUAAAAUCUACAACUGCUGUUUCAAAAUCUACUCCAACACCAAUAAAAGCUGCACCAACAGUUGCAACGAAAACGUCAGCACCUACAUCAAAAUCUUCAUCAUCUGCUAAUUCCUCAAGUACAACUGUUGCAAGAGCUUCUGAAACAACUGUAACAAAAUCUAACCCGCCUGUUACAGUAAAACGUAAAAAUUCACCAUCAACAAAUAGUCCACAACUGGGAAUAGUACCCAAUAAAAUAGCUAGAGUCAUAAAGAAAAAAAUUAUUUGGGAUCCAGAUAAUCCAAUGACAUCUGCAAGUUUAUCACCAUCCUUAAAAACUGUUAAGCGAGACCCUCAAAAAAGUUCUUCUGAAAAUUCUCCAAAUAAUGUGAAAAAAGCAGCAGACAUUGCUGUUAAGAAAACAGUUGUGAACUCAACUGGAGCUAAGAAACAAGUUGAGAAACAAUCAACAGAAGCGGAAGUUAAAAAAGAAGAUGCGCAAGAAGUUGAAAUGCAGGAAGCUCAGACUCCAGCUAACGCAGUCGGCAGAAGAUCUAGAUUGAUUCGAAAAGUUCCUCAUAAACCUAUUAACCCCAAUAGAAGCCUUGUUUCUAAAUCUACUAGUCCCAGUCCAACUAUACCGAAGAAGAAAAAACUUACUGAAAUAGACAGACUGCUAAGUGAUGAGGGAGCUGUUAAUAUGAUAUAUUCUGUAGAGCGCAGAAAUAAUAACGCUGAAGUUCCCGAAAUUGUUACCAAACCAAAUAAGCGCUUAUUGAUAUCUCUUGAAAAAGAACGCAGGAAUUUACUUUCUAAAGCCAAUAUCAUCAAACAAGCUGUUCUCAGACAUAGUUCGACUGCUGUAGCAUCGAAUCGAAACAAGAAACCCUUGCGAUUUAAAAAAUCUGCAGUUGGUAAGAGGAAAGUGGUUUCAUUAAAGAAAAGGGGUGAUCAGACAAGAAACUCAACGCAAUCCUCUUUGGUAGAGGAAAAUGCUGAAUUUUCAUUUACAUCAGUAAAUGAGUCUAGAAUUAUAAGAAGGCAUUCUUCAAGCUCUUUUUCCAGUACAUGCACGAGUCCCAGGAGACUUAGUGUUGAUGGUAAAACUGGACCAAACGCAGAAGAAAAACUAAUUGAAGUUACUGCAGAGUCAGAAUUAUCAAAACCUUUGAAAAAGCGCCAAAAAGGUGGUGUUCCAAUUUACUCGAGACCCGCAGAAAGCGAAAAAUCCUACAAAGGUAAAACUAAAAGUACAAAUCCUGAACAAGUCGCAAAUAUCACAGAAGAAACAAAAACUACCACUAGUCCUAAAGAGGAAGAAAAAGUCGGUAAAACCAUGAGUACCAGGUCUAACAAAAAGGUUAUCAGUGAUUCGAAUCUUGAUGAAAAUAAAUCGCAGGAAGACCCGCCUGAUCGCGUUUCGGAAGUUGCAGACGCCACUGAGAAACCUGCAAUCACGGAGGAUGACACCAGUUUAAAAGAUGAAGCUGUUAAAAAUGCCGCUAUAUCUAAAAAGCUUAGAAAAACUUCUGCAAUUGAGAGUGAGAAAACUCAAGUUUCCAAAGAACAGAAGACUUACGAAGAAAUUAGCAUUCGUAAACAUGAAACGCUAGUUCAAAUUAUUUUAACACCAACUUCGACCAAAUUCAAAAAUUCAUUGAGUAAUCAGGUUGUUCAAGAAUUGUGUGAAGUUUUGAAAGAAUUAUCAAAAGACUCAUCAUGUCAUGUGGUACUCAUAACUUCUUCAGGCAGUAUAUUUUGCCAAGGAUUGGAUUACUCAAAAUUAUUACAGACUUCAUUGGAAAAGCGUCAGCAAGUGGUUCAAGAAACUGUGCAUGGUGUUGUAGAAUUACUUCGAGUUCUUGCAACCUUUCCUAAAAUUUUAGUUGCUGGAGUGCAUGGAGCAGCAAUUGGAUUUGGUGUUACAAUUUUACCACUAUUUGAUUUAGUUUUAGCUAGCGAUAAAGCAACCUUUAGUGUUCCUGCUACAAAAUAUGGAUACAUACCAGAGGGAACAUCAUUGAUGCCCUGUUAUCGGCUGCUAUCACAGUCUGUGGUCAAUGAACUUAUCUUGGCCUGUCGAGAACUGACAGCCAGUGAAGCCCUGCAAUAUGGACUGGUAACGAGAAUUGUGUGGCCUGAUAAAUUUCAUGAGGAUCUUAUUCCGACUAUCAAAGCUUUGACACAUCAUUCAGUGCAAGCCAUGAUAUCCACAAAAGUAAUGCUACGUCAGCAUUUGCUGAAUAGUUUAGAAGGUGCUUUGGAAUUGGAAAAAAAACAGCUCACUGAGAUGUGGAUGAGUUCUGAGUGCCAGAAAAGUUUUAAAGCAGCUUUAGAUGAAGGUUUGUGGGAGUAAAAAGUUCAAAAUUUAUUUUCCUUUGUAGAUAGAAAUUUUUUAAUAUGGAACAUAAUCCAUUAUUUCAUGAUAGAAAAUACUUGUUCGAAAUUAUUUUAUUAACUGCCAGAGGGAACAGUUAAAGAUAUUUGCACUGUAUAUAAAAUUUAUAGAGAUUUUUUUAAAUUAAAUUUAAAAUGAUGAUUUUUAUUGUGUAACUUUAUUGUGUGCUUAUUUAGAUAUAUUGACUGACUAAGUUUGAUUUUUUUUAUAAAAAAUAAUUAGAAACUGAUGGAAACAUGUAGGUUUCUUUAACAUUAGCCUUAUUAUCAUAAUCUCCCUUCAUG